Messenger RNA from Mytilus trossulus (common blue mussel), 2466 nucleotides. RefSeq lists its product as uncharacterized. The record is from RefSeq and is a predicted model, not a curated record. The transcript has 17 exons. Lineage: Eukaryota; Metazoa; Mollusca; Bivalvia; Mytilida; Mytilidae. Bases 40 to 2457 code for a protein of 805 amino acids.
CAUACUUUGAUAAUACAAUGUAAAACUUGAAUUACAACCAUGCAUGUUACUUCUACAUGGUUAUUUUGUCUAGCAUAUUUGAUUCAGCAUAUAUACUCUGUACAUUGCACAUCAACAAACUUUACAGUGAAUGUGACAGAUACUGGUGGGUAUGCUUUACAAGUCAAUGGCGUAACUUGGUUACAGAAUGCUCCAACAUUCUUCAAUGAGAAUGGUACAAAGUAUUCAACCGAAGAUGGAUCAUUGAACCUUACAACACAACUUACUACAUAUCAUGGAGCAGACACCGUGGGGGAUUUCAUCGGAUAUAAAUUCCAGUAUACAGCCUCAUCAGGCCAAAUGAUGGUUACAAUUAAAGACUAUUCUCCUCAACCAUAUGUCAUAUUUGAACAGAAAUACCUGACGAAAACAAUGAAAACAAAGAACAGUGUAUGUCCACCUCCAAAAUACCCUCCUGUUCCUUACCUUGGAACUUGUUUCAAUGAAACUAUAUCUGGAUUUCCAUCAUUCUUAGUUCAACAACCAAGCAAAGCAAAACUAGGUUUUCUCAGUCUUGGCGGGAAAAUGUUUGGUGACUUCGCAAAGUCGACAGGACGGUUUAGUGAUUCGGAUAUAGGCGUGAUAGCAGAUGGCAUGCGAAGUGGACCUUUAGCUUUAUUUGAUGAAACUGGUAACACUUUAUUGAUAGCACCAUUUACGAAAUUUAUGACUACAUCUUUAUGGUACGAGUCUGGGCCGAGUCCUCGUCUUAGUUGGGGAAUUAUGGGAGGGGUACAUGAGGUACCCGCGGAUUAUACUUCAAGCACUAUAGUUAUCACAGGUUCUGGAAUUAACAAAGCAUUUCAGACUUACGGUACCAUUCUAAGAAAGUUUUACUCAACGGAUGUACAAAGAAAUUCAGCAAUUGAAAAAGACAGAACAAUUCAUUACUUGGGAUACUGGACAGAUAACGGUGCUUUUUAUUACUACAAUCCAGAGAAAAAUAAAACAUAUGAACAGACUAUGUUGGAUGUGAAACAGUAUUCCGUGGAGCAACAUAUUCCUUAUAAGUAUCUUCAGCUUGACUCUUGGUGGUAUUAUAAAAGUAAGAAUUUUGAGGCAUUAAAGGAAUGGACCGCCCGACCAGAAGUUUUUCCGAACGGUUUGAGAAAUCUGACUCUAGCGACAAACUGGCCUAUCGCCGCCCACAACAGAUAUUGGUCAAACGAGACAGUGUAUGCUAAACAAAAUGGAGGUAGUUAUACAUUUGUUAAAGAAUACAUACUGUCACUACCUAACGAUCAGGCAUUCUGGAAUGAUUUACUAUCAAAUGGAACUGAAUGGGGACUUAUACUUUACGAACAGGACUGGCUGAACAUACAAACAUUGUUUACUGGUGCGCUGCAGACGGACCUUAAUCUUGGAGAAACAUGGUUAACACAAAUGGGAAACGCAGCAAAAACCAAUGGAUUAUCUCUUCAGUACUGCAUGGCAUUACCUAGACAUGCGCUACAAUCUCUAACUAUUCCACAAGUUACGCAGGUUAGAGUCAGUGAGGAUUAUUUACUCGACCCUUUGCAAUGGAAGAUUGGUAUAUCAUCAAUUUUUGCAUAUGCAUUAAAUGUUAGACCAUAUAAAGACACAUUUUGGACUUCUAAAAAUGAAAAUGUCAAUCUGAGAUAUAAAGGGAAAACCGAACCAUCCCCGGCUCUUCAAUCUGUGGUCUCUACGUUAAGUACGGGACCAGUUGGACCCGGUGAUAAAAUAAAUAUAGUGAACAAAACCGUUCUUAUGAGGUGUUGCAAUGAUGAUGGCUUGAUUUUAAAACCAUCAAAACCUGCCACAGCUAUUGACAAACAGAUAAUCAAGGCAGCUUUACUUAUGACUGAUGGUCCACAAGGCGAGGUAUGGUCCACAUUUUCUACAAUCAAUGGACUACCAAAUACAUCAUUUGGAAUAGUACUGGUGGCUGAUCUGACUGGAUCAUAUAACUUACAUCCUUCCGAUACAGGAUUGUCAUUUCAGCAUGCACGAGUAGUAUCUCAUCAAAGUCCACUUAAAUGGGCGCAUUUCGAUGCUAACAAUACAUUACAACUAUCUGGAUGCACGAUCCUAGACUUUUGCCUGUAUUACUUCUCAACACCCAUACUAUUACAAUCUGGUAAAAUAGUAUAUAUAUUAGGAGAACAAUCUAAAUGGGUUCCAGUGUCACCACAAAGAAUAACCAAAAUAGAUGUUUUAUCCGAUACCUUACAUUUGCACAUUAAUGGGACAUCUUCAGAGACUAUUACCAUGAAUUUUAUUAUAGAUGACCAAUUAAAACCCGUGACCUGUACAGUUUCCAAAAAUAUCAACCUUUACAUUGACGCAGUGAAAUCUGUAUGUUCAAACACACUUCCAACUAGUAUAGCAGCGAGAACAAGCCUACAUACAAAUAGUUUUAUAUUAUUGACUUUUUUCAUUACAUUAUUGUUUUAAUUCUUAAAA